Molecule: messenger RNA, 3722 nt
Organism: Loxodonta africana (African savanna elephant)
Lineage: Eukaryota; Metazoa; Chordata; Mammalia; Proboscidea; Elephantidae
Product: olfactory receptor 52H1-like
Exons: 2
Coding region: 54-995 (313 amino acids)
Biological process (GO): G protein-coupled receptor signaling pathway
Cellular component (GO): plasma membrane
Molecular function (GO): G protein-coupled receptor activity; olfactory receptor activity
Source: RefSeq, a predicted model, not a curated record
ACAGAAAACAGAGUCUGGGCUCAAGACCCAGAAGAUCCCAGACUGAAGAGGCCAUGCAUAACUUGAGCUGUUACAACCCAGGUUCCUUUAUCUUUGUUGGCAUACCUGGCCUGGAGAAGAUCCACAUCUGGAUUGGAAUUCCAUUUUGUAUCAUCUACCUUGUGGCUAUUGUGGGCAAUUGCAGUCUUCUCUACCUCAUUGCAGUUGAGCACAGCCUUCAUGAGCCCAUGUUUUUCUUUCUCUCUAUGCUGGCCACCACAGACCUCAUCUUAUCCACUGCCACAGUGCCCAAACUGCUCAGUAACCUCUGGCUUGGCUCCCAGGAAAUAACCUUCUCUGGUUGUCUUACUCAGAUGUUCUUCCUCCACCUCAGCUUUGUAGUGGACUCUGCCAUCUUGUUGGCUAUGGCAUUUGAUCGCUAUGUGGCCAUCUGCUUCCCCUUGAGAUAUAACACCAUCUUGACUCAACAGGUGAUCAUUAAGCUUGUGAUGAGCAUUGUUGUGAGGAGCUUCUCUGUCAUCCUUCCAGUUGUUUUUCUGCUGAAACGGUUGCCCUUCUGUAGGACAAGGAUCAUCCCACACACAUACUGUGAGCAUAUAGGGGUUGCUCGGCUUUCCUCUGCUGACAUCUCCAUCAACAUUUGGUAUGGAUUUGCUGUACCACUAAUGACUGUCGUCUCAGAUGUGAUCUUUAUUGCUGUUUCGUACACCUUCAUUCUCCGUGCUGUCUUCCAUCUCUCAUCCCAGGGUGCCCGCCAAAAGGCCCUUAGCACCUGUGGGUCCCAUGUGUGUGUCAUUCUCAUGUUUUACACGCCUGCCUUUUUCUCCAUCCUUGCUCAUCGCUUUGGGCACAGUGUCCCUAGGCAUGUGCUCAUCCUAUUUGCCAACCUCUAUGUCACCAUCCCGCCUGCUCUAAAUCCUAUAGUUUAUGGAGUGAAAACCAAGCAGAUCCAGGAGAAAUUUAUUCUCUUCUUCUGUUUGAAGAAGAUGCAAUAAGUGGGAAGGACUACCAAACGAGAACUUUAGGUAAAAUUGAUUUGGUGAAACAUAUAUAAUGUAGAAAGACAUAAAACAAAUCGUAACUAUUAUUAAUUUGAAAUGUCUUGCUCAUGUGAAAAGAAAAAGAAGGAGGGAUAGGAAGAAUGAGAAUCUUAUAUAUUUAAUGCCAUCAUUAAAAUUGUUACAUUAUGCUUAUGUAUUUAUCUAUCCACGCCUACAUUGUAGCUCCUAAGCAGAAACUUAGUCCUAGACAUCUUCUUAUAAACUGCCCUAUGAAAAUACCCAGCACACUAUGUGUUCCCAGUAAAUGUUUCAUGCAUGUUCCAACUUCAUCAGAAACCCCUCCCUCUAUGCCAUUAUUCCCAACUUUUCCUUUCUUCCCCCUCUAUCCAGCUUAAAUUUCAUAAUUUAUUGUCUUAGUUAUCUAGUGCUGCUAUAACAAAAAUACCAUAAGUGAAUGCCUUUAACAAACAGAAAUUUAUUUUCUCACAGUUUAAGAGGCUAGAAGUCUGAAUGUAGGGCUCUCAAGGAAGGCCCUUGUCUCUUUUGAACUUCUGUUCCUUAGAAUUCGCCAUGUGAUUUGGCAUCUAUCUUCCCCCAUCUCUGCUUGCUUGCUUUGUUGACAACUCAAUCUGUUAUUUUUAUAUCUCAGAAGAGAUUGAUUUAAGAUACGCCCUACACUAAGAUUCUAUGAAUCAGAAUUGACUCAAUGGCAGUGAGCUUGGUUUUACUUUGUACACUGACACUGCCUCAUUAACAUAACAAAAACCCAUUCCCAAACGGGAUUAUAAUCAUAGGUACAGGGGUUAGGAUUUAUAACACAUAUUUUUGGGGGGCAUAAUUCAAUCCAUAACAUCUAUUAUUUCAGUCUUUUUUUGCAUAUAUCCUAAACUCACCUGUUGCUCCACUUCACUCACCUGGAAAAAUAUCCCAGGAAUCUUGGUGAAGUUAACUGUGUAUUUCAGAGAAGUUGGAGUAAACGAACCCACAGGGAAGACAUUAAUGGGUUAAUAAUCCUGCCAUACUCUCCUACUUUCAUCUUCUCAAAUGCACCAAGCUUCUCUUUGUCCCUCCUUCCUGUAGUGAUCUUUGUUCCUCUUUGCUUGGCCAACUCCUACUUAGGCUUCAAUUAAAAAUUUUUCCUCAAAUAUUCCAUCUUUGUUUCUGCAUACUAGAUUAGCGUUUCUUCUAUACAUUCUUAUUGUACAAUGUACUUUUUUUUUAGGCACUUAUCACAACUUUAAUAAAGUGAUUUCUUUAUAAUUAGUUGUUUCAUAUUUAUGCCCACCAUCCGGUCAUUGAGAAUCAGGUCAGUGUCUGCCUAAUUUAUUAUUGUAUUCCCACAACAUGCAAAAUUCCCAGCACAUAAUAGGCACUCGAUAUAUAUCUAUGGAAUAAAUGAAUUGAAGCAAAUGAGUUUUAAUUAGUGAAUGAAAUUGCUAUUAUACAUAGUAGGAUUUAUAAUACAACCUUAUGGGAAAGAUAAUUCCAGAGAGUCAUGGAAUCCAUAGUAAGUUUAUAGUUGUUAUCCUCACUUAUUUCUCAGAGGUCUUCUUUAAAAUAAAAAUUUCCAGGUUAUCACUCCCAUUUCACAAAUGUGGAAACUGAUUUCCAGAGGUGUUAAAUAUUUUGUUAGAGCACAAAGAAAGCAGGGAGAGCAAGGAAUAGAUUCAUCACUGAAGGAACAUGGAGAAAACUGCCAAUCAAGGCUGGACAUUGAAGAAAGUAUCUGACAAGAGAGAAUUCUUCAUAUUUGGGGAGAAGGCAGUCACAGUGAGUGCUGCCACUAGGGUUUUAUUAUCUCAGACCAGGUGGAGAUUUACUUCAAUCCAACAGUCAUUUAUUGAGCAUCCAUUGUGAAAUAAUCCAUUGUGAAAUAAGCUUUGCCAGGGAUUCAGCAGAAGAUGAAACAGUCCCUGCACAAGGAGUUUGAGGCAUUCUCGACUAGGCUGGGGACACGGUAAAUCUAAUUCUUGCCAGGGCUUCUUUAUCAAGUUGCAGAUCAAGCUACAUCAAGACCCUGGUGAGACUUAGGUAUCCUAUGUUCCUGGAUCCCAAAAUUUCUUAGUCAACACUAGUAUGAGAGAAAAUGUAGGCUCCUAGGCUGGGAAGGGGUUAAUGUGUUUGAAUUCUUGCUCAUAUCAUACAAUGAGAGUUGGGACCUUGGGAUCUGGGGCCCAGAGUUCCCCCUGGCUCAGAGGCCCUCUCUUCUAACUUGUCUCUAAUUCCCAGAGAAGACUAGGGAUGAACAUUUACACGUAACUCUUCCAGGCUCCAUUUUUGUUCCUUCUUAUUGUGAGCAUGAUUCUAUGUCUGUCUCUUUUUUCUCUGUGUCUAUCCUUCCUGACCUUGGGACUGGUUCUCUUGUCCUCUGGUCCAUCUUUUGCCUGCUGUGUUUCUCCACUCUCUGGUCAUUACACUGCCUUUGCAAAACAGUUCCAGGACCAGAAUCUCCAAGGUAUAAACUGGUGGGAUUCACUGUAGAACUGGUGUGGAGUAAAGCUGAUGAGGAGUAGAACUGGUAAGGAGAAAAGAGAGAGAUGAGAAGAUGCUGGGCUCCAGGAAAAACGAAAAACCAAGAUCAGAACUUUGGGCAUAGGUUCUAGAAGUAACAUGUGGUGAGGAAAUAGAUUGAAAAGAGGGUGUCUCUUAGGAAAUGAACUCUGAGCCCCUCUUGCUGCUCCCCUCAAAACAUUUCUUUUCCCCCCUCCCCUUUUUUUUUUU